Plasmopara halstedii is the source of this 1146-nucleotide messenger RNA. RefSeq lists its product as hypothetical. NCBI's taxonomy places the organism in Eukaryota, Oomycota, Peronosporomycetes, Peronosporales, Peronosporaceae. The transcript has a single exon. Bases 1 to 1146 code for a protein of 381 amino acids. The record is from RefSeq and is a predicted model, not a curated record. Gene Ontology annotation, molecular function: phosphatidylinositol binding.
AUGAAUCCCACGUCACGCUAUGCAUACUCACGCAACGGAGAUUUAGGCCGCGUCGACGAAAAGUGCUUAGUUCGCGUGCAGAUCCCCACUGUCGACUUGUCCGAUGUUGGUAAGGUACGUUAUCACGUACGCAUCACAAAUAUUCGCUCUGGGCAGGCAUGGGAGGCCCCACGUCGGUUUUCUGAGUUUCUUCAAUUGCGAAAUGAGCUCAUCGAGUUUUUUUUGAAGACUGACAAGAAGUGUCCAGGAUGUUGCAACUAUGAAAAGGUGCUGAAUCUUUUCGAAUUUCCGCGUAAGCACGUUUUCACUAGUGUCACGCAUGUCGUGAUUAAUUACCGCAAAAAAGCGCUUUGCAAUUUUAUUGCACUUCUUGCCUCGCACACAUUCACUACCACACCUAAGUGUCCGACAUGCAGUGGUUUUCCUUUCACAAGCGUUCGCGACUGGCUUACGACAGGUAUCGAGAUCGAUGUAAACGCUAACUCUGUCGGAUCAAUCUCAAUCGAGGCUAUUCGCGAUUCAAUCAAGGUAAAGGACUUUACAAAUUACCAUCCAGUUUCAAAUGCCAUGCCAGUCGACCAAGAGGGUCGUUUUGUGGGCAGCAUCGCUCCGAUUCCAUUUGCUGUCAACGUUAAUCCGACGAAUCAAACAGACAUCAGACGUCUCAACCCAUCGCAUCGUCAACCAGAACGUAUCACGCAGAAGAAAUGCAUAAAGUCCCAGCUUUGUCACAGCGAUGAUCCUUUAUCAAGUGUUCCGCUGUCGCCCUUUUGUGUGGAUAAAUGUUUAACACCAACGCAGGCGCACGGCGCACCGUUGCAUGUGCAGGCGAGCUAUCAAGGCGGCGUUGACAAUAAAAGCGAUGAAAAGCUAGACUCUCCCAAUCUUGAGAUUAGAUUGCAACAAGCUCAGGUUGCGUUCGAACCUUCGAACAGCGAUGGCUUACAUAUUUGCCAAUCGAAGACUGUCGAAAAGGAUCGUAUUGAGACCAGUCGCAGCUCAAUUGAUGACAAUGGCGAGCCUUCAUCUGUACAACAUCGCUCGGCCAGCAUAAUUGAUACUAAUGUUGUAGACAUUGAGGACGAUGAGGGGCUUAACAUGGACUUUAUGAAUGUGGUUUCUGUGGUCCCGAUCGCGAUCGAAUAA